UUCCUGAGUCAGGUUUUUUUUAUUACUUUUGAAACUUCUAUCAUUCAACUUUCUUCAAACAUCCACGAGUUUUCUGAGCUGUAAUGUGAUGGGUUUAUAGAAGGAUGGGUGGAGGGUUUCCAGGCUUCUGAUUGGCUCGGACAUGAAAGAGGGCGGGGUUUGCGCUGAUGGGAUGCAGCUGCAGGAGAAGAAGAGGAUGAGAAGGAGGAGGUUUCAUCUUAUAUUCGGGUUAAAGACCAGAAAACAGACGAUGCUCCGCGCUCUGCCUGCUGCUUAAAUGGACCAGAGACUCUUUACACAUUUUUAUUUUGUUUAAUWUAAUUUAAAGAUGCCUCUGUGGGUGAAGUGGACGGUUUGUCUCCUCGGGUUUUUAAUGAGGAGCGCAGCCUCACCUGACCUGGAUUUCGGAGGCGGGUCCGGGUCCGGGUCCGGAGUUCUGCAGACAGAGGAGGUGAACGUUCUGCAGGAGCUUUCUCUUCAGGCGUCCAACAGCAGGAACUCCUCCCUGAGCGUGGAGGACAGGAAGUGUCCCGUGGUCCAGGUGGGACAGUACUCCACCUUGUCCCUCCCUCUCCAGCAGCUCUUCAGUGACAGUUUAACAGAUGAGUUCAGUUUGUUGGUGCAGCUCCGSAGUUUCCAGAGCGAGGAACGCAGCGUCUUCACCGUGCUGUGCCCAGACGGCCGCACCAUGCUGCAGCUCCGGAUCAGCGGCCGGGCUGUCAUUUUCAUCGGGACRCAGCAGAGGCACUACGAGUUCCCGGUGGCCGGCCUGUGUGACGGAGCGUGGCACCGCCUGGCCUUCAGCGUCUCCUCCACCCGCCUGGCGCUCUACGUGGACUGCGCUCUGCUGGAGAGCGUGGACUGGGUCAACCCCAGGAUGGAGGUCGGCGCCGACGGGCUGCUCGUGGUCGGCGGCACCACUGACAGCUUUGAAACUCCUUUUGAAGGUGGUCUUCGGCAGCUGRUCUUCCUGUUAGGUGACCCCGACGGCGCACAGCAGCACUGCAGCCACCACCCGCCCCGCUGCGCUGCUCCCAAACYGGCUCGCUCCCCACGAACCGACGGCGCCCUGGAGAAUGUUGUCCUGCGUCCGGGGGGUUCUCGAGGGGACGGGACGAUCCCAUCUAGAACUGAUCGGAAAGGGUCGGUGGGUCGUGGAGACGUCUUUGUGAUCGAUGAGGACACGGACUUGUUGGAUCUGGUCUUCCAACAAGGUGGACAGGUCAACAAAAAUGGACUCAAAGGAGGCCAGAAGGUUAAACCUGAUGUUUCGUCUAAAAAGGUGGAGGAGAACGUUACGACAGAGAAAAAGACAGAUUCUAGGACUUCUUCGCUCUUCCCCAGAAAACCUUCAGAUGACAUCAUCGACUUGGACAUUGGAGGUUCCCCUAAGAAGCCCUCACUGGGAUUUCCUCCCAAAAUCCCCUCAAGUCCCAAGACAUCCACCGAAUCCAACAAACUAAGAGAAGAUUUGGACUUGGAGACCAGGACUGUUACAGCUGAACCUCAUUGGAGCCCCACCCCUCAGACCACCUUGGAUCAUAGAAACCCUAAGGGGGGUAAAGACCUACAACCAGACAGAGAACGCCCUGGGAUUAUAACUGUUGUAUCCAGAGAUGGAGACCUGGUUUUGGGCUCAAACGGUAAAAUGUACAGGGUCCAGAGAGGCCCACCUGGCAAAAUGGGUCCACCAGGACCAGACGGCUGUCCUGGUGAUCCUGGUCUACCUGGAUUUAACGGCGAUAAGGGGCAGGUGGGCUCUGAAGGAAGACGAGGAAACAGGGGGGAGCCAGGACCUCCAGGACCUCCAGGUUUACCUUCAUUUUACUUGUGGAGGAACACUGCAGAGGAGUGGGCUGCUUUCCAGCGCUCCAGUUUCUACCAGUUCCUCUCAGCAGGAUGGCCUACUCAGGAGGGACCUGAAGGACCACCUGGAGAGAUGGGCAAGCCUGGCAUGCAGGGCCCACCUGGAGAGCCUGGUGAACAGGGGCAACCAGGGCUGCCAGGAGAAAUGGGGGAUCCAGGCCUGAGGGGGCCCCCGGGACGAGCUGGGACCCCAGGAAGAGAUGGCAUUGAUGGAGAGGAUGGUCAGCCUGGGUCACCUGGUCCUCCUGGAGCACAUGGCAUGUGGGGGUACAGGGGGGAGCGAGGGUCCAAAGGGGAAAAAGGUGAUGAGGGUCUCAUUGGCUUCCGGGGUCCCAGAGGGGAAACUGGUGAACCUGGUGAGAAGGGCCCAGCUGGUCCACCUGGUCCACCAGGUCUUGUUGGAAUACCAGGUGAACCAGGUCUGAUGGGAGACCUGGGUCCUGCAGGUCUCCUGGGACUUCAGGGAGUCUCAGGUCCACGGGGACCUCCAGGUCUUGUUGGACCUCAGGGAGAAAAGGGGGACUCUGGACCAGCAGGAACAUCUGGACCACCAGGGUCACCAGGUCUUCAGGGAGGAAGUGGACCUCGUGGUGUCAGAGGGGACCCUGGGAUACCUGGAGACUCCGGUCAAGUGGGACGAGUUGGACCAAAGGGUGACCACGGAUCCAAAGGAGAACCUGGGACAUUAGGGCCAAAAGGAGAGCCUGGAGUACAAGGCCCAGCAGGAGAACAGGGUGAGGACGGUCUUCCGGGAGUUCGAGGUCCUUCAGGUCUGCCAGGGUUGGAGGGGGCUGGUGGAGAGAUGGGACCCCGGGGUCCAGCAGGUCCAGCAGGUGGUUCUGGGGCUCUAGGAAAACCAGGACAUGAAGGGGAACAAGGCAUGAAAGGAGAAAAGGGAGACGAUGGUGAAACYGGACCACCAGGGAAGACCGGCCCCUCUGGAAGGAGGGGAAAACGAGGAAAGGCUGGAGUCAGAGGGACCCGGGGGGACAGUGGACAGAAGGGUAUAAAUGGAGGUGAUGGACCAGAAGGCCUCUCCGGGUGGCCCGGGUCUCUUGGACUUCCUGGUUUACAAGGAGAACAGGGAGAUCCAGGUGAAAAGGGGGAACAGGGUGAGAAGGGAGACAGGGGACUUCCUGGACCACCUGGACUGGACGGGCUAAAGGGUAUUCGUGGCCCAGUUGGUUUGCCAGGUUCAGCGGGCCAAAAGGGAGAACAGGGAAACAUCGGUCCACCAGGACCAAGAGGUGGACCAGGGAUGCCUGGACUUCCUGGCUUGUUUGGGAUGAAGGGUUUGAAAGGCUACCAAGGUCCUCCUGGUCUGCCUGGAAGGAAGGGGCUCCCAGGUCCUCCAGGUGUUCCUGGUCCUCCAGGAAAAUCCUUGAACAUAACCUUGGCUCAACUCAAGGACCUGAUGUACGUCUCCGACAAGCCGAACUUCUCUCUGAUCCAGUCGCUGCUGGACUCCCUGCAGCAGGAUCUUCGGCUGCUUCUGGAUCCUCCUGAUGGAAGCAAGGAGCGUCCCGCCACCACCUGCCUGGAGCUCUGGCUCUGCCACCCUGAAUUCAGCAGCGGAAUGUAUUACAUCGACCCAAACCAGGGAAGCCCGGCCGACGCUCUGCUGGCCCACUGCAUCUUCAGCUCCGCCUCCAAACAGACCUGCCUUCACCCUUCAGACCCUCAGCUGCCCAUGAAAGCUUGGCUGGAAGAAUCACCUGGAGGAGGAUCGUUCCAGUGGCUCAGCCGKUUGGAUCAGGGACAUCAGUUUGUUUAUCCAGGUGCCGGUGUGGUCCAGAUGCGUUUCCUGAGGUUGCACAGCGUCACYGCUGAACAAAAGGUGACCUACUCCUGCCACCCGGGACAUAAACUGGGCCUGAAGGAGCGAGACGUGAAAUUUCUCACAGAUUCAAGGAGGCAAAGCUUCCUGGGAGCACUGAAAGACUGCGUGCCUGGAGAGGAUCCAGAUCCCGGUCCUGGUCCCGGUCCUCGGGAGUCUGUGUUCGAGUUCGAGGACGUGCUGCUGCUUCCUCUGAGGGACGUGGCGGUGAUGGGAGGAGAAAACUUCACGCACCAGUUCAGAUUCACAUUUGGACCCGUGUGUUUCAGCUAAAGGCGGCAGCGGCAGGAAGCGGCGCCGUCAAAGAACUCAUGAAUCCAGGAGAAAAAAAACCUUUUGGUUUGGAUCACCGAGAGGACAAUUUGAAGAUCUCACUUCCUGUUUUCCUCCUGGGUGAAGGGGGGCUAAAGGGACUCUGUGAGUUCGACGUGUGGAUUCUUUACGGAGACGCCAUGUUUGUUUACGGAGACAAAAUAAUUUAACCUUUUAUAUGAAAUGUUUUUCUGUUUAUUUAGAGACUCUGUAUCCUGAUCAGUGUGUAUAUAAAAGUGACCUCAUAACGAUGCGUUCUGGAUGCAUCACUUCUACCAAAAGGUGCUGAACAAAACUUGUAUUUAAGUUUUAUUCCCUAUCUUUAUUGGUGCUACGUUUUUAUGGACUUUCCUCAUUUUUAUACGAUGCAAGACUUUUUAUUGUUUUACAGUUUCAUAUUUGUAUAUUUUACAUCUCAGGUAUGACGAGCAUUAGCACUUCACCUGCUGUAAACGCAGCACGCUGUUCUGUUUCGCAGUCUAAGCCGACCUUAUCGACAGUAAACUUUAACGGAUGACGUCACUUUUCUGUGAUCGAUGAAAUAACAAAACACCUAAAGACAAAAAACACCUUCAGACUCCCUGCRUUCAAGACCAGCUCUAAAAAUGUUCCAAUUUCUUCCUUUUUUUUCUUUGGGCCUGUUUGUAAAAUGUUGGAAAUAAAAUAUGUUUGUCAAUAUGCAGAUGAUAUUACACUAAAAGUAUUGUUUCUACUUUCUUA
This is a messenger RNA of Austrofundulus limnaeus, 4735 nucleotides long. RefSeq names its product collagen alpha-1(I) chain. Gene Ontology annotation, cellular component: extracellular matrix. NCBI's taxonomy places the organism in Eukaryota, Metazoa, Chordata, Actinopteri, Cyprinodontiformes, Rivulidae. Gene Ontology annotation, molecular function: extracellular matrix structural constituent. The record is from RefSeq and is a predicted model, not a curated record.